AUGGAAGCAGCGAAAACCAUCCUAGGAUGCUCCAGGCGCACAAGUAAUGCAGCCGUCAGGGCAGAAUUGGGGAUCCAAUCCCUACGGUCGGAAAGAGACGCGAGGAAGCUGACCUGGCAGUAUCGCAUGUGCGGGAUGGGAGAGGAGAGGUUGCCGAGGAUUGUAUGGGAGGCGAAGUGGGCAAACAAAAAUAUGGGUAGACAACCCACGGAAUGGGUCAAGGUUGUAGAGGACGUAUGGAAGGGGCUCGACAUCGACGAAGAUGAAACGCUGGAAACGGAGGGUCUACAGGGGUUCAAGGAAAAGAUAUCUGUUGCUUGUGCCAAGAGAGAACAUAAUCUGAGGAAAGAAACCAAGGAUAAGGAGGGUCUAAAAGUGUACGGAAUGUUGAAGGAAGGAAUAGGGUUCAAGGACUACCUACAUGGACCAAUGGAUGCAGGAACAAAGC
Ectocarpus sp. CCAP 1310/34 is the source of this 448-nucleotide messenger RNA. The record is from the annotation of a GenBank genome assembly. Lineage: Eukaryota; Phaeophyceae; Ectocarpales; Ectocarpaceae.